AUGGACUCUUACAGUCCUUUACUCCAGAAAACACGGGUACCACAACCCUCGCUUCAAAAAUUCGCGGUUAUUUCUAUCUUCUCGAAGCUACGAUCCGCGUCGAGUUACCUCGACCCGGAUUCCGAAACCGGUAGGGAAGCUAUCUCUCAAUGCCUCCGCUCCGGCUCUCCAGCCGUCGUCGACCAGUCUGUUCGCGAGUUCUGUCGCCUCGUAUUAGACUCCAGAUUAGACCUCUCGCGCGCUUUGUUGGAGCUCCAGUCCGCACUCGAAGGGUCGGACGCAAAAUUUGUAGGUUUGUUUGUUAAAGCUCUUGGAUUUCUCGUUCGCGUCGGGUUCGAAAGGAAUCAUGGGUCGUCGCGGUUUGCUUCUAUUGAGAAUCACCCCUUUGUUAAGGUUUUAUCAUCGAGAACUGAGGUUCAGUCUGAAUUGGUUCAGCAAGUUUUACUAUUUUUGGGACACAAUAGAAGAUUGGGAACGGUGGAAAUUUGUGAAUUCUUGAGACCCUUUUUGAAUUUCUCAAUUCUACGUAUGCCCUUUUCGAAUUCUUCGUCGUCUUUGUUUGCAAGGCAGUUGAUAUCAUCAAUGGCCUCAUUUUGUUGUUCGUUCCCUGAUGAGGCGAUUCCGGUUUUGAAGCUACUGAUAGGUUGCCUUAAACACGUGCCACAUAAUAACUCGGAUGUCAGUGUGUUUGCUUAG
Molecule: messenger RNA, 696 nt
Organism: Dovyalis caffra
Lineage: Eukaryota; Viridiplantae; Streptophyta; Magnoliopsida; Malpighiales; Salicaceae
Source: the annotation of a GenBank genome assembly